AUCCCAAAUUCACUGACGGAAGAGGGCAGUUUAAAGACAGAGAUGGCUGUUAAGUUGCCACGUAAUUAGUGAUAGAGAUUUAGUCUGUUUUAUACCAGUAGUGAUAUUAUCUGUCUUAUUACUGCUUUUUAAACAAAUAUGGGGGGAACGCAGAGCUCACCAGUGCCUGGAGGAGGAACAGAAGGAUAUCAUGUCCUCAGGGUUCAAGAGAACUCACCAGGGGAAAAAGCUGGUUUAGAAUCAUUUUUUGAUUUUAUUGUGGCAAUAGGAAAAACAAGAUUAAAUCAAGACAAUGACUCUUUGAAAGAAAUUCUCAAGGCCAAUGUUGAACGACCAGUUACCAUGACCGUGUACAGUAGUAAAACACAGAACAUCCGAGAUGUAGAAAUAGUUCCUUCCAACAUGUGGGGAGGACAGGGUUUACUAGGAGUCAGUAUAAGAUUCUGUUCUUUUGAAGGAGCAAAUGAAAAUGUGUGGCACGUUUUGGAUAUACAACCACAUUCUCCAGCAGAAUUAGCUGGACUGAUGCCUCACCUGGAUUAUAUUAUUGGUGCUGAUUCAGUUCUUCAUGAGUCAGAAGAUCUGUUUACAUUAAUUGAAGCUCAUGAAGGCAAACCUCUAAAGCUGUAUGUGUAUAACACAAACACUGACACUUGCCGUGAAGUCACUAUUACACCAAACAAGAGCUGGGGAGGAGAGGGAAGCUUAGGCUGUGGGAUUGGUUAUGGUUACCUUCACAGGAUACCAACUAGAGAACCAGAACAUAGUAAACCAGUUUCCACUAGCAAUCAAACAGUCAGCUCUCAGCCUACACCACCCAAAGCCUCUUUAACGGGGGGUUAUUCAUCGGUACAGCUAACAGCUCCUUCCACCACCACAACUGCUUCAGUAGAGGAUGCUGUUCAAGGUCUUUCAGCCUUAAAUGUAAAUAGUUCCCUUCCCACACAUCCAUCUGUAGUUCAGAGUCCGUCAGCUCCAGCAGUAUCUGUGAAGCCAUCUCUACCACCUGCGGGAGGAGAGCCCGUUGUACUAACAAGUGCUGCAGUUAAUGUUUCACCUGCAGUCAUAGGUGGACUUCCAUUCACUACUCCUAUUAAUCUGCCAGGCAUGCCUCCUAUCACAGUUAGUGCCACCCUGCCUCCUGAUGCUUUGUCGGGCAUUGUCACCUCUGUGGCCGGGAAACCAGCAGGAUUAGAUUAUCAAGAAACCAAUACAACAGUUAUUGGAGGAGCAAUUUCAACAUCGCAAGGAAUGGCUGCACCACAACAUCUCAGGUUAUCCUAAGUCCUCUGUUUCUUCUGUGGUUGAUGUGAGUUCUUUCUCUCCUGUUUCCAUAACAACUCUGUCUCCUCCUGCAGGCCUUCCUGACUAUAACACCUUGGGCUUUUCUUCUAUCUCUUCAGUACAUGCUACAGGGACUGACUAACACUAGAGACAUUUGUUGUGAUGGUUAGCAAACAGCUAAUCCUCAGAAAUAAAAAAAAAAUGGAAGAUUUAGAAUUUGAAGUUCCACAAAUCAACAGUGACUUUCCAAUUUCUAAAAAUUGAAAGAUUGUUUAGAUUUUAAAUAAGUCAGUGUUACUCAAGACUUAUUUUUUGAAAAAAAAA
Limulus polyphemus (Atlantic horseshoe crab) is the source of this 1608-nucleotide messenger RNA. RefSeq names its product Golgi reassembly-stacking protein 2-like. Gene Ontology annotation, cellular component: Golgi apparatus. The record is from RefSeq and is a predicted model, not a curated record. Bases 139 to 1284 code for a protein of 381 amino acids. NCBI's taxonomy places the organism in Eukaryota, Metazoa, Arthropoda, Merostomata, Xiphosura, Limulidae. Gene Ontology annotation, biological process: Golgi organization. Gene Ontology annotation, molecular function: protein binding. The transcript is spliced from 11 exons.